UGUAUAACAAUUUUUAUGUUUCAAUUUUAAUCUCUUCUUAAAUUUUCAAUUUUUUUUAUUCGAUCACCUUGUAGAGAGAGAACAUACGGUGGCCUUGCUUCGUUGCGACCUUUCUUCCCCGUGAUUCGCCCAAUUUCUCGCGACUGGUCGUUCCGCGUCGCGUCUACCGGUGCUGCCGCCAGGUGGUAUCCAUCGAAAUCAGGCACAGGGCGAGAGUUUCUUGGUUGUGUGAUACGCGGAGUGAGUCGGCGUGAUCGCGGAACGGAAGGAAGAUCGUGUUUGGACGUUGGCGUGGACGCUCUUAUACACGUUGUCACAGCUUCCUUCCCGCCUCUCUCUUUCUCUAGCUUCGAUCCUUCACCCUGUUGUCGCGAAACAACAUUCUCAUCCGUUCCAUUCCCGUCCCGUGGUUCAAAAAAAAAAAAAAGAAAGAAAACGAAGGUGUGCUGGCACGUUUGGAUACGUCGUCCCUCGAAAAUAGAUUCGUCGCGAAAGUUGGGGCGAAUGGGGUUGCACGUGCGUGAGUCGUCUGCCAGUGGAGAAGGUGUGUCGAUAGGUUCAGCGUGCGUGUAUGAAUUCGAGAGGAGGCAAAAAAAGUAUCGGGUUACGGCCCGUCCGUCCUUAUCGUAUGUGCCGCGUCCGCAGGACAACUGAAGGCGAUUCGAUCUGGAGCUCAUCGUUGGAAGAAGGGGAUCAAAUUUCAAAACAUUUCACCGAGGAGAACGAGGAACGGACCAAAGGGAAGGGAAUUAUUCGAGUGUCGAUUGGCGAGCGCAUUGUAACAUUUCGAGGUGGGGCGAGGGAAAGAGGAGGGAAGAAGAGAUCGAAUUACAAAACAUUCGACCGAGGAGACCGGGAGAGGGACCAAGGACGAGACAAUUGUCGAGGUGUCGAAUCGUAAUUUCGAAAGGAGGCAGCGAGAAGAGCGGAGAAGGGAAACGAGGCAAAGAGUGGCCAUAAGCGCGAGAGGAGCUCGCGAGAGGAGCAGCCACGGAGGCAGAGCGAGAGAGGUGGAGUGAACGGGCGAUAAUCGAGGAUUUGAAUGGGUGGGCCGGGAGCCGGUAGGGUUAACAGGCACGAGCUGAACGCGGUGCCAAAGAGCGACGUCGGUCACGGGGAUAGGACCCUCGUAAUCGGCGAGCCAACAGCACCAGCACCGGCCUGUCGGUGUCACCCGGCUUCUGUGAUCUCAGCAUCUGGCCACCUGGUCCCCGCCCAACUGCCGCCUUCGCCGCCGCCACUCGCCUCGUUGCACAUCGACAACGUGAACAAUUGCAGCUCGAUCGGCAACAACAACAACAACAACAACAACAACACUACUGCCAAACCGGACGCGAUCUCGAACGAUACCAAAGCUGCUGCUACUAUGUCCUCGCCGCCCAAGCAUCGAAGGGGCUUCGACCCCAACGACGUAAACGCCACCGAUUAUCGCCGUUAUCGUCGAGUUAAGACGAGACGAGGCUUUGUAUGUUCCACACCGUGACCUUGGGCGCCGGACACAGACCUCCCCGACAUCUCUCCCGACAUAUAUCUGUCAGCACGAGGCAUUUAAUAAAACACACACAAGCUUGCGAUGUUCGAUGUUGGACCGCUUGUACUGGUUGUGUCUCCCUGAAAUAAUAAAAUUACGAAUGAAAUGCGAUGAAAAAAAAAAAAUAAGCGAACCAAAAAAAAAAAAACGUAACACCUAUAUAAGACGAAAGCCUCUGCGUGGCUAGGCUGCUGCAUGUGUCGUCCUAAGUCGGCGUUUCCUGAUUGCUCGAUCGGAUCAACGAGUGUGUGGCGUUCUCGACGACGAGAGUUGUCACAAACAAGCAAAAAAAAAUAUAUAUAUAUAAAAAUAUGUGAAUAAAUAAAAAACGUAGGCGGGCAUAUUGGCUCCCCAUCGUUCUCCCCGCCGCUUUCGAUUCGAAGCUUGUGGAAUGCGAUGCAAUGAAAUGGAAUGAAAUGGAAUGAAGAGUCUUUUGCACCUUGGACAAUAAAAAGCUUUCACGCACCACUCAAUUAUCUGUGUGGACCGGAGAAGAGACGGACCCGGCUUACGUCCUCUUCUUCUCCCUUCUCGCGGCGAAUAUCUGGAAUGCUUUGUUCGAUGUGUCGACCCGAAAGAAAUUGACUUCCGCUCGAGAAAUGUGCGAGGAAAUGCAGGAAAUCGAAAUCGAAACGGCCCCGGAACCCUGCCGCCGCCGCCUCCCUUUCCCAUCGUUCCAACUCUCUCCCCCCUUUUUUUACCGAUGAAGGAACAUUGGUGACUGAUACAAACUGAUUUCAAUGAAACUUUUCAUAAUUUUGUUCUUGGGUCAAUUUAUAAAUAUCUUGUUGAGUUUCUGAUUUUUUUCUUUUU
This is a messenger RNA of Apis florea (little honeybee), 2344 nucleotides long. RefSeq lists its product as uncharacterized. The record is from RefSeq and is a predicted model, not a curated record. NCBI's taxonomy places the organism in Eukaryota, Metazoa, Arthropoda, Insecta, Hymenoptera, Apidae.